Messenger RNA from Peniophora sp. CBMAI 1063, 303 nucleotides. NCBI's taxonomy places the organism in Eukaryota, Fungi, Basidiomycota, Agaricomycetes, Russulales, Peniophoraceae. The record is from the annotation of a GenBank genome assembly.
AUGUCUGAGGAGGAAGAGGAGAUCCGCGAUGCUCUUUGUCCCAUGUUCGACACGCUCAAGCUCUCGAAGAUAUGGUGGAUCCUCGAGGUUCUGCCGUUGCGCCAGCGCGUCCAGCGGCCGGAGCCGGAGAAGGGUACGAAGCCGAAGAUCAUCAUGAAUCUGGGCAGGGCCCGGGAGAUCCCGCGCGAAGAUAAGGUCUUAGUGCAUCGGAGCGUGAAGAUGAGGAUGGAGGCGAAGGGGUUGGCCAGUGGGAUAUAUGAGCCAAAGGCGAAGUUCCCUGUUGAGCCAACGUGGGUUGACUGA